Anolis carolinensis (green anole) is the source of this 1974-nucleotide messenger RNA. RefSeq names its product lysosomal acid glucosylceramidase. Bases 172 to 1770 code for a protein of 532 amino acids. NCBI's taxonomy places the organism in Eukaryota, Metazoa, Chordata, Lepidosauria, Squamata, Anolidae. Gene Ontology annotation, molecular function: glucosylceramidase activity. Gene Ontology annotation, biological process: glucosylceramide catabolic process. The transcript has 11 exons. The record is from RefSeq and is a predicted model, not a curated record.
GGUGGAUCUUCCUGCUGAUCAGGAUCCUGGUUGGGAUUGGGCUCAGCUCAGCUCAGCCCACACGAGGAGCCAGAGGCAGGCGGCACGGCACGCAAGGAUCAGCUUCAUCCGCUGGAGAGACCUCUCCGUGACUGCAGAACCCUGCCGCAGUGUUUUCUCCAUCCCAAAUCCAUGGGGCAACGAGGCCUCCGCUUCGUGGCUUGGGCCCUACUUCUCCAGCUUGCAGCCACCAAACCAGGCAGCCAGCCAUGCGCAGCCCGGGACUUUGGCCAGGGGUCGACGGUGUGCGAAUGUGGGGCCGACUACUGUGACACGUUGGGGCCGGUGACCCUCCCGGCCCUGGGCUCCUUCGCCAAAUAUGAAAGCAACAAGGCUGGGCAGCGCUUGCGGAGGAGCGAAGGGGCCCUGCGGAGAGGGACCGCCGGGAACGAACGACUCGUCUUGCAACUCGAGCCCUCCCAAAAACACCAAAAGAUCAAGGGUUUCGGAGGAGCCCUCACCGACUCCGCCGCCAUCAACAUUCUUUCGCUCUCUCCAAAGACGCGGACCAACCUUCUCAAAUCCUACUUCUCCGAUGAAGGCAUCGAGUACAGCCUGGUCCGCGUCCCCAUGGCCAGCUGCGACUUCUCCGUCCGGCUCUACACGUACGCAGACUCCGAGGAGGACUUUGAGCUGGAGGGCUUCCGCUUGAGCGAGGAGGACACCGGGAUGAAGAUCCCGAUCCUCCAGCAAGCCCAGGCCGUGGCCCCCCGGACCCUCUCCUUGUACGCCAGCCCCUGGACCGCCCCCGCCUGGAUGAAGACCAGCGGGGCCUUGACCGGGCGCGGGACCCUCAAGGGGAGCCCCGGGGACAAGUACCACAAGACCUGGGCCCGCUACUUCGUCAGGUUCUUGGACGAAUAUGCCAAGCACAACGUGAGCUUCUGGGCCGUCACGGCGGGCAACGAGCCCACAGCCGGGGAGGUCAUCUUCUACCCGUUCCAGAGCCUGGGCUUCUCCGCGGAGCACCAGCGGGACUUCAUCGCCCAGGACCUGGGCCCGGCUCUGGCCAACAGCAGCCACAAAGACAUCCGCUUGAUCAUCCUGGACGACCAGCGCAUCUUGCUCCCGCACUGGGCCGAAGUGGUUCUCAGGGACCCGGAAGCUUCCCGCUACGUCCACGGGAUCGGCAUCCACUGGUACCUGGACUUCCUGGCUCCGGCGGGACCCACCCUCUCCAGCACCCACCGCCUCUUUCCCGGUUACUUCCUCCUCUCCACCGAAGCCUCCGCCGGGUCCUACUUCUGGGAGCCCAGAGUGAUCCUGGGGGGCUGGAACCGGGGCAGCAAGUACAGCCACAGUAUCCUGAUGAACCUCAACAACUUCGUCACCGGCUGGACCGACUGGAACCUGGCGCUGAACGUGGAAGGAGGCCCCAACUGGAGCAAGAACUAUGUGGACAGUCCUGUCAUCGUGGACGCGGCCAAGGACGUCUUCUACAAGCAGCCCAUGUUCUACCACUUGGCUCACUUCAGCAAGUUCCUCCCCGAAGGAACGCAGAGGAUCGGCGUCCAAAGCAGCCAACCGACCGGGCUGGAAUUCUCGGCUUUCCUGCGGACAGAUGGCUCUGCGGCCGUUGUGGUCUUGAACCGGAACCCAGAGGAUGUUCCUUUCUGUAUCUCCGAUCCGGACGUCGGUCACAUCGAGGCAGUGGCGACGGCCAACUCCAUCCAGACCUAUCUCUGGCAGAGGCCCAGCGGGAACGGAGAACCUCCCGGCCCCAUUCCAUGAAAGGGUUUUGAUGGAGGAGGAAGGUCCCUGGGGGCCAGGAAAGGGCCCCUAAUGGACCAAGAAGCCCAGGACGAGCACAGCUGGACCCCUGCCUUAUGCAGGGCCCGAUUCUAGCCUUGGUUGCCAUAUUGUGCUUCCUAAAUACCUCAUUCCUUUCUUUCCCUGGUGUUUCCUUACAAUAAAUGGCACCACCGUUCUUUUCUA